Molecule: messenger RNA, 1484 nt
Organism: Anolis sagrei ordinatus
Lineage: Eukaryota; Metazoa; Chordata; Lepidosauria; Squamata; Anolidae
Gene: ACTA2
Product: actin alpha 2, smooth muscle
Source: RefSeq, a predicted model, not a curated record
CUGCUCUGUUUCCCAGUGCACCAUCCCAGAGCAGCUCUCCCCAUCCAAAGCACUGACAGGGACUGUUACCUGUGUGAAAGGUCUGAGAAAGUCAUCAUAGAAGAUGUGUGAGGAAGAGGAUAGCACCGCGCUGGUUUGUGAUAAUGGCUCCGGGCUUUGCAAGGCAGGCUUUGCUGGGGAUGAUGCGCCAAGAGCAGUUUUUCCUUCCAUCGUGGGACGCCCCAGGCACCAGGGUGUGAUGGUAGGCAUGGGCCAGAAAGACAGCUACGUAGGCGAUGAAGCUCAAAGCAAGAGAGGGAUCCUGACAUUGAAAUACCCCAUCGAACAUGGAAUCAUCACAAAUUGGGAUGACAUGGAGAAGAUUUGGCACCAUUCUUUCUACAAUGAGCUACGCGUUGCCCCUGAAGAGCAUCCAACUUUGCUCACAGAGGCACCUUUGAAUCCCAAAGCCAACAGAGAGAAAAUGACACAGAUUAUGUUUGAGACUUUCAAUGUCCCAGCCAUGUAUGUUGCUAUUCAAGCUGUUCUGUCCCUUUAUGCAUCUGGACGUACAACAGGUAUUGUGCUUGACUCUGGGGAUGGUGUCACCCACAAUGUGCCAAUCUAUGAGGGCUAUGCCCUGCCUCAUGCCAUCAUGCGCUUGGACCUGGCUGGCCGUGACCUUACUGACUACCUCAUGAAAAUUCUGACAGAACGUGGUUAUUCAUUUGUUACUACUGCGGAGCGUGAAAUUGUUCGUGAUAUCAAGGAGAAGCUCUGCUAUGUUGCCCUGGACUUUGAAAAUGAAAUGGCCACAGCUGCCUCUUCGUCAUCUCUAGAAAAAAGCUAUGAGCUGCCCGAUGGUCAAGUGAUCACAAUAGGGAAUGAGCGUUUCCGUUGCCCAGAAACUCUCUUCCAACCCUCUUUCAUUGGCAUGGAAUCUGCUGGCAUUCAUGAAACCACCUAUAACAGCAUUAUGAAGUGUGACAUUGAUAUCAGAAAGGAUCUCUAUGCAAACAAUGUCCUAUCUGGUGGAACCACUAUGUACCCUGGUAUUGCAGACCGGAUGCAAAAGGAGAUAACCGCCCUGGCACCCAGCACAAUGAAAAUCAAGAUUAUUGCUCCGCCUGAGCGCAAGUAUUCUGUUUGGAUCGGGGGAUCCAUCCUUGCCUCUCUCUCCACCUUCCAGCAGAUGUGGAUCAGCAAACAGGAAUAUGAUGAGGCUGGCCCGUCCAUCGUUCACCGCAAAUGCUUCUAAGUUACUUUCCCUUCUCUCUGUCUCUCGUUUCCUUCUCUCUCUCUGAGCACACUACUGUGAAUGUAUUCAGGAACAACGACAUUCUUCUAACUCCAUUCCAAAUGCCUUCAUAACAAUGUCUCUGGCUAUAUUUCUAGUUAGAUUUGUGUGUCAUUUAGGGAAGGUUGGGGUGGGUAUGGCAAACUGUAAACAUGCCAUCAUUUAGGUGCUUACAAUUUUAUUAAUAAAACACCUUUAAUUUUUCUUA